Molecule: messenger RNA, 1395 nt
Organism: Eremothecium cymbalariae DBVPG#7215
Lineage: Eukaryota; Fungi; Ascomycota; Saccharomycetes; Saccharomycetales; Saccharomycetaceae
Gene: MSY1
Product: tyrosine--tRNA ligase MSY1
Exons: 1
Coding region: 1-1395 (464 amino acids)
Biological process (GO): tyrosyl-tRNA aminoacylation
Cellular component (GO): mitochondrion; cytosol
Molecular function (GO): RNA binding; ATP binding; tyrosine-tRNA ligase activity
Source: RefSeq, a predicted model, not a curated record
AUGUUAGCGCAGGUAUUAAAGGUACGUAGGUUAUUGAAUUUUGGCUGUCGUUGGAAUUCUAGCUUAUUCGUCCAAGAAUCGUUACUAGAUGCGUUGAAAGAAAGAGGUUUGCUUCAACACAUAUCUGAGCCUAAACAGAUAUUGGAUAGACAAAUAAGAAAUGGAGAUCGAAUUAAGCUUUAUUGUGGUGUAGAUCCAACUGCACAAUCUUUGCAUUUGGGCAAUCUAAUUCCUUUCAUGAUAUUGCUUCAUUUUUAUGUUCGAGGACAUGAUGUUGUUCCUCUGGUUGGUGGUGCAACUGGAAUGGUUGGUGAUCCAAGUGGUAGAAGCACUGAAAGGAAAGAGAUGGCAUUGAGUGCCAGGAGAGAAAAUGUUGCUAAAAUAUCUGGACAAUUGAGUACUUUCUUUGAGAAUGGUUGGAAAUACUACCAAAGCAGAGUUCCGAAAGAGUUGCAGAAUGAAAGAGGGUCAGUAAUUAAUACUGAUAAUUAUGAAUGGUGGAAAGAUGUGAAUAUGUUGGAAUUCUUGUCGAAAUAUGGAAGACAUAUUCGUGUACAGUCUAUGUUGAGUAGGGAUUCAGUAUCAUCAAGAUUAAAAAGCCAAGAUGGUUUAGGUUUUAAUGAAUUCACCUACCAGAUUCUACAAGCCUUUGACUUCUACCAUUUAUAUAAAACGAAAGGUGUAUCUGUUCAGGUGGGAGGUACUGAUCAGUGGGGGAAUAUCACCGCAGGUAUAGAUCUAAUUAAAAGAUUAGAAGGAAACCAGGACAAACAGCCAGCCUUUGGUAUGACUGUUCCUUUGUUAACGACUUCCACAGGCGAGAAGUUCGGUAAGAGCGCUGGUAAUGCACUAUUCAUUGAUUCGAAAAUUAAUUCUUCUUUUCAAAUUUAUCAAUUCUUUGUUAAUACGAAUGAUGAAGAUAUUACUAAAUUUCUUAAGAUGUUUACUAUGUUGUCCAUGCCCUCAAUUGUAAGCAUUAUUAAGGAACAUCAGCUACAACCACAGCUACGUCUAGCACAAAGAAGGCUAGCAACUGAGGUGGUAGACCUUAUCCAUGGCAUUGGAUGCGGUCACGAUGCAGAAAUUGCUUCCGAUAUUCUUUUUGGGAACAUUAAUAGAUCCUUUAGCGCUGCAGAAUUAAUCCGGAUCUUUCAGAACGCACGGAUCCUCCAGCAAUCUUCCCUGGGAAUACCAUUAUCUGAACUGGUAAUGAAGCUGCUUGAUUCUUCAAAAGCAGAAGCUAAAAGGAAAUUGGCCCAAGGUUCCAUUUACCUAGGCAUAUCUAAGACCAAAGUAAUAGAUGAUCUGAUUGACCUGAAUCCUUAUCUAAUUGAUGAGAAAGUGCUAAUUAUCAGGAUUGGAAAACGGAGAUGUCAUAUUGUCGAAUUCAAAUGA